Messenger RNA from Coniosporium apollinis CBS 100218, 3840 nucleotides. RefSeq lists its product as uncharacterized. Gene Ontology annotation, cellular component: nuclear pore transmembrane ring. Gene Ontology annotation, biological process: nuclear pore organization; protein import into nucleus. NCBI's taxonomy places the organism in Eukaryota, Fungi, Ascomycota, Dothideomycetes. The transcript has 2 exons. The record is from RefSeq and is a predicted model, not a curated record. Gene Ontology annotation, molecular function: structural constituent of nuclear pore. The coding region runs from base 1 to 3840 and encodes 1279 amino acids.
AUGAACGGCACUCCUCGACUUCGUUCCGCAUUUCCCUCCACUCCGCAAAACUACAAACUCAGACAGGAUGGCACACCACACAGAAGCCCGGGCUCUGGAUCGCAACUCGGUGCAUCGCUCAGCUCGCCGCUCCCAGAGAUGCCCUCGAUGACAUCUCCUAACUCCUCCGAACCGUUGAUACCAUUCGAAACUCUCGAUGCGCCUUCGCAGCGCUUCUAUGUCGCGGCCUUCUAUUUUGCGCUUAUGGGAUGGCGGCUAUAUGACUGGUGGACGCUGAAUCAGGAGGACACAGAGUCGUUGUGGUUAUUCAUGAAGUGGAUCUUGAUAGACGGUGUAUUUCUCUUCGGACUGCCAUCACUGCGGAUACCAUGGCUGGAGUGGUCCUCCUUCGUCAUCGUAACGCUUUUUCUGUGUCAUGCCAUAAUCGAUGGCAUGCUCAUGUUCAGGCUGUUCCCGCAUUACUCCGUCUGGUUCGCGGGCCUUUUCAAGCUGUUCUCCAGCUCCGAAAAGGCGAUCAACGAGCGUAGCGUCAACCCCGCGAAAAUCUACAACAAUGCUUCCCUGAUACUCGGAAGACAGAUCAUCAACAUACUGCCAGAAGGCUCAGCCAUGCUGAAUCCAGAACGGCGGCACUUCUGCCUGGACGAUGCGUCGCGACAUCAGGUGCAAAUCCCAAUUCAGAUUAAUCAGACGACCCCGAUUCUUAUUGAACUUUUGCGCGUGGAUCUGGACAAGGCCGAGAAUGAGACUAUUUCCAUUUCAUCCUCCAAGAUCAGGUCCAUGGUCAAGGAGGCAAGGAAAAUGCACAAGUCCAGCGAUCCAGCCAGUCCCCUUCUGCUCCGUUACACGGCCAAGAAGCCAGGUCUGUAUGUCUUGCAGAAGGUCGUAGACGAAUCAAAGCUGGAGGUUGCGACACGGCCCUCCGACGCGAUGAUAGUUUCGUGCCCCUCGGCUUCCGUUCGACCUUCAGGAACCGAUAGGUGCAGAGGCGAGCUCUCAGAUGUGGCUCUGCAAGUAAAAGGCACGCCGCCUCUCCGGAUCAAGUACCGGAAGGUGGUCAAUGGUGUCGAGCGCGAAGCGUCAUUCCAGAGCAUUCAGCCGGACGACUUUGUGUCGCCGUUGAAGCAGCAACCAUCAUUGGCCUUGGUCCGCAGCGGAAAGCUAGACGUGAAAUGGGCGGCCUCGCAGGAAAUAGUUGUUCCACUCAACGAAACGCUCACCACCAGCGGUACCUGGACGUACACGGUAGAUGAAGUUCAAGACGCUUUGGGCAACGUUGUCAGCUAUGCUGCCCGGGAGGAUGAAGGCGGGCGCCACAAGCAUAGGGGCGUGAAUCUACACCAGGCACUGACCAUUCACGAACGUCCAUUGAUAUUUUUGAGGGGAUGCGACACCCAGCAUCCGCUUCGAGUUGCCAAAGGCCAGUCAACUGCACUCCCCAUCAGCUACGGAUCCACUGGCAAGCAGGGUAGCAUCGCUCUGCCCCACACCAUUGAGUACUUGUUUACACCGGACGAGGCUCUCUCGGCUACUGGAGAGCACGGUGCGAACCCGCACACGCACAGUCUUACCAUCAAGAAUACCAACCAGAGACCUGCCAUACAUGAGAGUGGGCUGUACACGCUCAAAUCAGUCUCGACCGAGUUUUGCAAGGGAGAAGUGAUGGAACCGGCCUCAUGUCUGUUACAGAACCCUCCGGAGCCGGACAUCUCCAUCUUGAAAACAGAGAUCUCCGAUAAAUGCGCUGGAAGGAAGAUCGGGCUCCGAAUGGAGCUUCAUCUUACCGGCACUCCACCGUUUGAGAUUCAGUUCAUCGAACAGAAGGACGGUGAAGGCCACCAAAUAGUCCAUCGACACAAGGCCGCGGGCCUCAGGGAUCAGUUCGAGCUUACCCCUGUGGAAGCCGGCAAAUACACAUACACAUUCACGGAGAUCAAUGAUGCAGUGUACAAAGGCCGUUCGCUGAAAGAGAAGGGCCUGGUCUAUGAACAAGACGUCAAACCCUCUGCAUCCGCUCACUUCGUGGAUGUCAGGCCAAAGCGUGAGGCUUGCAUAGAAGAGCCUGUCUCGUUCGAUGUGAGGCUGCAAGGCGAAGGACCAUGGAUCUUGGAGUACGAAGUCGUGCACGCGGGGAAGCGUACCAAGCAUCAGGUCAAAGAUAUCCAACAUGAACGUUACACGAUCACCACUGAAAAGCUCAAGAGCGGCGGCGAAUACACAAUAGCCUUAAGCAGCGUAACCGACAAGUCGAAAUGCAAGGAGUUCCUGAAAGCAGAAGCCACAAUCAACGUCCGCCACGAAAGACCGAAAGCGUACUUCAGCUCGAUUGAGGGUAAGCGUAUGGUCCGGACGCUUGAAGGUAAGAGGGUCCAGUUGCCUGUCAGGCUCACUGGCAAAGGGCCGUGGACGCUCAGUUAUUGUGAUGCGUCCAGUAAAAACCACAUUAUUAACAUGCAACGCGCCAAUGAUAUCCUGGAGGUUACUCAACAGGGCACAUACGAGCUUCGCGGUGUACACGACGCUAUAUGUCCGGGUUCGAUCGACAAGACUGCCAAUAAAUUCGUGGUCAGCUGGGUUCCUCGACCAGAAAUCAUCCUUCCCGAGAGUCCCACGGUGAAGAGGGCGGAGGCCGGUUCGAAAGCCCACUACGUCAAGCAGGAUGUUUGUGAGGGUGAUGAAGAUACCUUUGACGUAUCGUUUUCAGGCACGCCACCGUUUGACGUCAAGUACGAGCAGCACAUUCAUCCCGAUCACGGUCCCAAGUCCCUCAGCCGCAAAGAACUCAACGCCGCUCUCGGUGUCGCUUCUAUCCGCAUGGACACCGCUCAACCCGGCCUGUACGAGUACAAGUUCACCGAAAUCUCCGACUAUAACUAUGACCACAACCCCAAGCCCCACCAGCCCCUCACGCUCAAACAACGCGUCAACCCGCGCCCAACCGCGCGCUUCAAAGACGAAGGCAAAACCUACAACUUCUGCUCCAGCGACCUGGACAGCGACCAAGAAAUCCCGGUCAUCCUAACCGGGCAUCCGCCCUUCACCCUCGAAGUUACCAUCAAGCAGCACGGCAGCCUCAAGCCGACCACCAAGACCUUCUCCAACAUCCCCAGCACAACCUACUCCCUCCGCAUCCCACGCUCCAAGCUCCUCCUCGGCCGCUCCCAACUCUCCAUCCUCAGCAUCCGCGAUUCGCUCAACUGCCUGCGCAAAACCGACCCGGCGACGUCCUCAAAAGUGCAAGCCUCCGUCUUCGAUCCGCCGUCCAUCUCCGCCGUCGAGCCGCACAAAUCAGACUACUGCGUCGGGGACCGGCUCGCCUUCAGCUUAGCCGGCCAGCCGCCCUUCAGCGUAACCUACACCUUCAACGGCGCCACAAAGCGCGCCUCCACGCCCAGCACCUCCUUCCGCCGGCUCGCCGAAUCCGCCGGCACCUUCGCCAUCACCGGCCUCAGCGACUCCGCCAGCCAAUGCCGCUUCUCGCCCUCCGGCCCGGACGCCAUCAACACACUAACAAAGCGCAUCCACGCCCUCCCCUCCGUGCGCGUCUCCAAGGGCCGCGAGACCGUGACGGACAUCCACGAGGGCGGCGAGGCAGAGCUGCUGUUUGAGUUUACGGGCGCCCCGCCGUUCGAGUUUGUGGUCCAGAGGAGCGAGAAUGUCAGACGGGGCCACAAGGCCAAGGUGCUCGAGACGAAAAGUUUGGUGAGUGAGGAGUUUGAGAUGAGGAUUAUGGCGAGUCAGGAGGGGGUGUAUGAGGUCGUUAGUAUUAGGGAUCGGUGGUGUGCGUUUUCGAAGGUGGGCGGGCCGGGGGCGGCGCAAGGGCAGAAGUUGUUGCAGUAG